Trichosurus vulpecula (common brushtail) is the source of this 363-nucleotide messenger RNA. RefSeq names its product late cornified envelope protein 5A-like. Gene Ontology annotation, biological process: epidermis development. The record is from RefSeq and is a predicted model, not a curated record. The transcript has a single exon. NCBI's taxonomy places the organism in Eukaryota, Metazoa, Chordata, Mammalia, Diprotodontia, Phalangeridae. Bases 1 to 363 code for a protein of 120 amino acids.
AUGUCUUGCCAGCAAAGCCAGCAGCAGUGCCAGGCCCCUAAGUGCCCUCCUAAGUGUCCUCCCAAGUGUCAGACACCUAAGUGUCCUCCCAAGUGUCCCCCCAAGUGCCUUCCCCAGGCUCCCUGCCCUCCUCCAGUCUCUUCCUGCUGUGGCUCUAGCUCUGGAGGAUGCUGCAGCUCUGGGGGAUGCUGUAGCUCUGGGUCUGGGGGUGGCUGCUGCCUCUUUUCCCAUCACAGAAGAUCCCACAGGCGCAGGCACCAGAGGUCUGACUGCUGUGAUAGUGGCAGUGGGCGCAGCCAACAAUCUGGGGACUGCUGUGGGAGUUCUGGGGGCUGCUGUGGGAGCUCUGGGAGCUGCUGCUGA